This is a messenger RNA of Bufo bufo (common toad), 1958 nucleotides long. RefSeq names its product DEAD-box helicase 55 (gene DDX55). The coding region runs from base 31 to 1806 and encodes 591 amino acids. The transcript is spliced from 14 exons. Gene Ontology annotation, molecular function: nucleic acid binding; ATP binding. The record is from RefSeq and is a predicted model, not a curated record. Lineage: Eukaryota; Metazoa; Chordata; Amphibia; Anura; Bufonidae. Gene Ontology annotation, cellular component: nucleolus.
CUUCACGUGCGAGGCUGUGGCUGCAGGAAGAUGGAGAACGUUACAGAAGGGACUUGGGACUCUUUGCCGGAGAAGCUGAAUGACCAGAUCCGCCAGACUCUGAGGGAGCUGCGCUUCACCCACAUGACGCCGGUGCAGGCCGCAACCAUCCCGCUAUUUAUGAGCAACAAAGAUAUCGCCGCAGAAGCUAUUACUGGAAGUGGGAAGACUCUGGCCUUUGUGAUCCCAUUGUUAGAAAUACUUUUGAGAAGAGAAGGAAAACUAAAGAAGCAUCAGGUUGGUGCAAUAAUUAUCACUCCGACCCGGGAACUUGCAAUGCAGAUUAACGAAGUGCUCUCUUACUUCACCAAACAUUUCCCCCAGUUCUGUCAGAUCCUCCUUAUUGGUGGAAGUAAUCCUGUUGAAGAUGUGAAGAAAUUUAAGGAACAAGGUGGAAACAUUAUUGUGGCUACUCCAGGGAGGUUGGAAGAUAUGUUUCGGAGACAGGCAGAUGGGCUGGAUUUGGUCACUGCUGUGAAGACCCUGGACGUUCUGAUUUUGGAUGAAGCAGACAGACUUCUGGAUAUGGGGUUUGAAGCAAGCAUAAACACAAUAUUGGGCUUUCUGCCCAAGCAACGAAGGACCGGUCUGUUCUCUGCCACCCAAACUCAGGAAGUAGAGAAUCUGGUCCGGGCUGGGCUUAGGAAUCCAGUACGUAUCGCAGUAAAGGAGAAAGGAGUGGCGGCCACCAGCACCCAGAAAACGCCAACACGACUUCAGAAUUAUUAUAUGAUGUGCAAAGCUGAUGAAAAGUUCAACUACCUUGUGAGUUUCCUGCGCCAAAGGAAGCAAGAGAAACAUCUUGUGUUUUUCAGCACCUGUGCCUGUGUGGAGUACUACGGGAAAGCACUAGAAGCUUUUGUGAAGAAUGUGAACGUCAUGAGCAUUCACGGGAAAAUGAAACACAAGCGUAACAGGAUUUUCACCGAAUUUAGAAAGCUGGAAAGUGGCAUUUUGGUGUGUACCGAUGUCAUGGCAAGAGGUAUCGACAUACCAGAAGUAAACUGGGUUUUGCAGUAUGACCCUCCCAGCAGUGCAAGUGCUUUUGUUCAUCGGUGUGGACGUACUGCAAGAAUUGGUAAUCAUGGCAAUGCACUUGUAUUUUUGCUCCCUAUGGAAGAGUCAUAUGUCAAUUUUCUAUCAAUAAACCAAAAGUGCCCUUUACAAGAGAUGGCUGACUUCAAAUGUACUGUGGAUCAUCUUCCAAAAUUGCGAUCCAUAGCGGAAAGUGAUCGCGCAAUGUUUGAGAAAGGCAUGAAAGCUUUUGUGUCUUUUGUACAGGCUUACGCCAAACAUGAAUGCAACCUAAUUUUCAGAGUCAAAGAUUUGGACUUCUCCACUCUUGCUCGUGGUUUUGCACUGCUGAAAAUGCCCCGAAUGCCUGAAUUGAGAGGAAAGGACUUUUCAGACUUUGUUUCCGCUAACAUCGAUACAGACUCUAUUGCAUACAAAGACAAAAACAGAGAAAAGCAAAGACGGAAGAUGUUGCAGGAGAAAAAAGAGAAACAGGAGGGAGAACGUAGAAAAAACUUUGCAAAAAAUAAGGCCUGGUCAAAGCAGAAAGUCAAAAGGGAAAAGAAGAAAAAGAUGGCUCUUAAGAGAAAGCAUGAAGAGGGCUCUGACAUAGAUGAUGAAGAUGUGAGUGAGCUGCUACGUGAUACCAGGCUGUUGAAAAAACUGAAAAAGGGUAAAAUCACAGAGGAAGAAUUUGAGAAGCAGCUGACGGCUGCUGGAAGAUCUAGGGGUGAAUCAGAUGCAUCAGACUGAACACUAAAGACUUUGUGAUUCCUCCCCCCCUCAAUUCAUUAUUUAUUGUAUAUAAACCAGGCUGUAUGGAUUUGAUGCUCGGUGCACAUAUGUUUUUAUCAUAUAUGAUUAUUCAGGUUUUAAUACUAUAAACAGUGCAAAUUUAAAUUUUA